Molecule: messenger RNA, 1424 nt
Organism: Zingiber officinale
Lineage: Eukaryota; Viridiplantae; Streptophyta; Magnoliopsida; Zingiberales; Zingiberaceae
Exons: 8
Coding region: 307-1260 (317 amino acids)
Cellular component (GO): membrane
Source: RefSeq, a predicted model, not a curated record
CAGCUCAUGCUUAGUUACAUAACAUAAUUUCAACUUUAAAUAAAUAAAUAUUUUUUUAAAAAAAAUGUCCCUUUUAUAAAGCAAUUUUGCCACCUAUUUUUUUGGUCUUCCAAAAAAAUAAAAAAUGGUAUCCACGUCAUCCGGACCGAAGAAUAACCUGGAACGAAGGCAACUUCAGCGAACAAAUGGGUGGGACGCACGAUUGGAGGAAAUGGAUGGGACACGUGAACUUACUCAGUUUACUUAAGGUACGUCAAGGGGUAAGUCGUAUCUGCGGUCUCGAUCUCCCUCGUCGCACCUGCGCUCAUGGCGGUCGGCGAGGCGGAGCAAGGCCUAGCCUACUGGCUGCGGUGGCAAGUGGCUGUAUGCCUCGUGGUUCUGGCCGUCCCUGCCGCCGUGUCGGUGUCCGUGAUCUCGUCGGGCAGGGCUGACCCCCUCAGAUCCUCCGAUCUCUGGCUCUCGUGCUGGAAGAAGGCCAGCCGCUUUUGGCUUCUAGGAUUUCGAGUUGUUUCUCUAUCGAUCUUGUGCUUUUUGUUGUGGCAGGUGCUUCUCCUUGACGGCGUCUUCGCCUUCUAUUUCUAUACUCAGUGGACAUUUUUGUUAGUGAUCAUCUAUUUCCUGAUUGCUAGUGUGAUAUCUGCUUAUGGUUGUUGGAUGUAUGGAAAGCGUGCCACUGAAAAUGACGAGGCAAAUGCAUUCCUUAAAGAAGAUGUUGUAGUAGAUAUACCUGUAACUUUGAAUGCAACAAAUAGAAACAAAAAUGCUAGCAAAUCACGUAGCAACUAUGAGCAUGGUUAUUAUCAACAAAAAGCUGGAUUUUGGGGUUACCUUAUGCUAAUUGCUUAUCAGACUAGUGCAGGUGCUGUUGUGUUGACAGACAUUGUGUUUUGGGGCCUUCUAGUACCAUUUCUCACUGAUGAACAUUUCAAACUAGAUUUGCUUAUGGGGUGCAUGCAUACACUAAACUUUAUCUUUCUUCUCCUUGAUACUACUCUAAACAGUCUUCCUUUUCCAUGGUUUCGAAUGGCAUAUUUUGUCCUUUGGAGUUGUAUCUAUGUAAUCUUCCAGUGGAUUCUGCACGCUUGUGGAUUUUCAUGGUGGCCCUACCCUUUUCUUGAGCUCUCAACUUCAUGGGCUCCUCUUUGGUAUUUAUGCUUGGGACUUCUCCACAUCCCUUGUUACGGUAUAUACGCAUUAAUUGUGAGUGCGAAAAACUCACUAUUUUCAAGAAUUUUUCACCAUGCAUAUAGAAGAUCUUGAGAUUUAGAAUUAUAAGAACGCAACAUGUUGGAAUUAAUGACGAUUAUGUUAGUGUUUAAUUCUACAUGAGUUUGUUCCAAUUGAUAUUUCUAUGUUGAACUUUAGCUUGUAUCUCUUUCAAGUCUCAUGUAAUCAAAUGAAGUAAACUGAUGUUGAUCCCUAAA